AUGUUACUUCACUGCUCUUCGAUCAUCCCAUCUCGAGUGUGCCUCACAGCUGGAGACUUGCUCAAGAAUGUUUUAGAGUCCUUGUCAUUAGGUCAAAUUUGCCAACUUGAACGUAUGUGCUCGAUGUCAGGAAAGAAUAAGAUCGAGGAUCACUCAUUAAAUUUGUCGCGACUACCAUCAUAUGAUGUGGAUGCUAUGAAUAUCAUACUUUCUCGCGUGGAUUCUGUCGACAACUUCACUGAUCUCGCCGCCGGAAUUCGUCCAGCUGUCAAACGUAUGGCUAGCACUCUUGCUACUACGUUUCCUUUGAUGAAGGAUUUUCGUAUGCGAGACGAUCAGCAGAACUCUUUAGCUACCCUUACAAAUCGUUUUCUUAUGGCUUUAGAUUACAAGCUAAGGUCUACCACUGGUUCAACUGUUCUCAUUCGAUUACAAUAUCAACUCCACAAGAACUCAAUGAUGAGAAAUGAGAAAAACAAGACUGUCGCCAUGGUCAAGAAAUGGUCAAAAAAAAAACGCAAUAUUAAAUACAACGUACUAGGAAUGGUGAUCUUCGCUGAAGCAAAAGGUGGAGGCGGAGGAGGUGGAGGAGGAGGUGGUGGCGGCGGUCAUGGGGGAGGUGGCGGACACGGUGGAGGUGGAGGCCACGGAGGUCAUGGAGGACACGGUGGUCACGGAGGCCACGGUGGUCAUGGCGGUCAUGGUGGUGGAGGUUUCGACUUCCAUAGAUAUUCUCACAGCUUCGGCAGUUCAUCCAUCUUCUCUGAUUCCGGUUCAAGUGGCAGUGGUUCAUACGGUGGAGGAGGCGGUGGUCUUCUAGGAUUGCUCGGAGGUCUGUUUGGAUUUCGUCAACCGUACUCCCAGUCUUACUACCAGUCAUCCUACAGUCCAUACGCUUACCAAUCAUCAUACUAUCCGUACUAUCGGUCUUCGUAUUAUCCAAAUUAUCAACGAGCCGAAUGGCACUGUGCUGUACAACAGUACGUUGGAAUGGUUGGCACCCGACAGCAGUAUUACUGUGUGUGCAGUGGAACAGCAUCCUAUCAGUACGACCGUUGUUAUCACUCCUACAACUACUACUAUCCAUAUGUUGAUGCGAACAAUAUUUACGGCUAA
Molecule: messenger RNA, 1116 nt
Organism: Necator americanus (New World hookworm)
Lineage: Eukaryota; Metazoa; Nematoda; Chromadorea; Rhabditida; Ancylostomatidae
Exons: 10
Coding region: 1-1116 (371 amino acids)
Source: RefSeq, a predicted model, not a curated record